Eremothecium gossypii ATCC 10895 is the source of this 2043-nucleotide messenger RNA. RefSeq names its product nitrogen permease regulating protein NPR2 (gene NPR2). Gene Ontology annotation, cellular component: GATOR1 complex; vacuolar membrane. The transcript has a single exon. Gene Ontology annotation, molecular function: GTPase activator activity. Lineage: Eukaryota; Fungi; Ascomycota; Saccharomycetes; Saccharomycetales; Saccharomycetaceae. Bases 1 to 2043 code for a protein of 680 amino acids. Gene Ontology annotation, biological process: negative regulation of TORC1 signaling; positive regulation of autophagy. The record is from RefSeq and is marked provisional.
AUGCCACCAGCACUAGAAAAGAUGCCCAAUAAGUUUGAUGGCUUUGUGCCUAUCCAUUGCAUAUUCUAUGCGCUGUUUCAUCCUACGGAAGGGACUAAGGUAAGGUUCCAGUUCCCAUCAGAUAGUUUAGAAAAGAGCGGAAUCCGUUUCGACACAAUUAAGAAUUAUGUUAUCCCAAAGUCACAACUAUGCAAUAAACUCGUCACUUUUAAGUUUGGUUCCUAUAGACUGGUUUGCUAUCCAGUCAACAUCAAAGCUCCGUACUAUGCCAGAAACUCAUUCAGCUUUAAUUUAGUAUUUGUUUUCCCCUAUGAUUCAGCUACCUCCCCUUAUGAGCCAGCAAUUGCCAGAUUAGCCAAGAUGCUUAGGGUUUUAGAGGAACAAUCUCAGAUGCUGUCAAAAGUGGAGCGAGAUCCUGUAUACUAUCAGUUGAAAACCGGCGAGACGAAGGCAGCGGAGCAGAAGACAGAAGAGUCUGAUUCCAAAGCUAAGACACACAACCUCGACAAAAAGAGUAGAGCACAGCAUAAUGCUACUACAAAGUAUCAUGAAAUUAUGAAGCACAUUAACAGUGAUGAGAAGAAUCUUUAUAUCGAAGAUUUAAUAACGAAAUUAUAUGAGGACCUAAACAACUACUCCGAAUGUUUGAUCCCAAUGGAUUCAGGGAAUGCUAUUGAUAUUAAACUUUUCCCUUUGCUUACACCGCCAAAUUCUUGCCUCUCUUUUGAAGAUGUACCUAUUGCUAAAGUCAAUCUGAUGAAUCUCGUAGAUGUAAACUGGGACCCUACCAUGUUAAAGAUAGUUCCUUUUAUCAACGGGAUCAACAGCAUUGCGAAAAUUUCGAAAUGCAGCGAUAGCGCUGUCGAAUUAGUGAUGGAAUGUAUUAAACACUUGGUAUACUAUGAUUGUGUUGCCCUAGUUGAUAUGUUCCAGUUCAGCAAUAUUUACGCGCCUACCAAUUUGCUCCGAGACUUUUUAUUCGAUUUUAUUCUUCCUAGAGAAUGCCAGGUAUAUGUAGUAUCCAGUGAAGAUUGCGAAAUUCAUCGACUUCCAUUCGAAAGCAGACCUAACGGAGGGCAUUCACGCAACCAGACAGCGUCUACCAACACGGUCUAUACACUCCGAAGAACAACUUCGACCAAUAGAGCCGACUCUUUCAGCUCUAAUGCUGAAUUUUCUCAGAAGUCCAGUGGGAUAUCUUCUUUAGCACAGUCAUUCACGCAAUCUAACAAAGACUAUUAUUACAACCGUUCGCGCAACUUAGAAUCGAAUUGCAAAAGAACUCUUCCUACAAGGCGUGUUCUCUUUGAUUUGUAUCGUUCGUUGACGCAGGGCCAAACCUUAAAAGAGUGGUAUAAAGCAAACUAUUCCGCUAUCCGCGAAAACCAAAUCGAUGUCCGCAGACUAAUAAUAUUUGGGGUCUUUCACAGGCUAAUUUAUAGAUGUUAUUCUUAUCCGGUGGCUAAGAGCAUUGGCACAUUGGAAUUAUUGAAAAGGUUUGAUUAUGUUUCGACGACAGACAAUUUUAUACCUACUGGAACAAGCGCAGGAAAUAAUGUCUUCUCAACUUCCGAUAUUCGCGUAGAUUUUGAUGGUUCCUCACGUAGCAGAAAUAUCCCACCGUUUCUAAACAGUUCUGAUGUUGCAGAGGAGGUGUUAAGAGAAACGUACCAAAAACUCUCAAUCAAGGAUAUCCUAAACGAUUCGAUUGAUCCUAUUGCAAAAGGAUAUCAAGCACCUUCAGAUAACGAAGCUGCAAUGAAAGGUACAUCUAGGAAACAAAGUAUGAGUACCUUGAAUACCACUAGAAUAACAUUCGAUAUUCGAAAUCGCCAUGUUUCGAAGGAUAAUGAACACCGUGAACAGCAGAAUGAGGACAUACCAUUGUUAUUGAAGAAAAAACGGUUACAGGAAUUUCUCCUACUUCAAUCUGUUAAAAGCGUCGACAGCUUUGACAAGAUUGCAGUGAGAUUAGAAAUGAAUAAACACGAAGUAGAACGUCUUCUAAAGGGAACAGGUGAAUAUAACAUAGUUAACAGUUAG